CGACGUUAGAGAAUAAAGAGAGAGAGGAGGAGGAAGAGGGGAUAAAAACUCUAAAAAAGAGAGGAAAAUGAGCACAAACUGAGAGUUUUCAACACCGAGUAUAAAGUAGGUAUUAUAAACUGAAUAAUUACUGACUCUCUGUCGGAGUUUGACUUUAAUAAACUCUGAAUUUGGAGGUUAUUUUGUUCUCUAACGCGCCGUCUAGAGUUUUCAGAUAACUGUGAAUUAUUACACCUUAAACACUAACUUCAGAUUUAUAAAGCUGAUUAAUCCAUAUAUAUUUACUGUAUCUAACGGCGUCUUUCUUGUAUUUAUAUGGUUUAUUUACGGAUCGAUAGAAUAACUUUGAUUAUCAGGUGAAGUUUGGACUUUAAAUGCUGAAUUUUCCUUAAAAAAAACUCUUAUUACACAGUUAAUGUUGUUUUUAACGGUUUCCUGGGUUUGAUGUGUGUUAAAGGUUUGAUUAGACAUUAAAAUAUUCUCCUUUUCUUUUGUUUGUAUUUGACCUCUCUGAUGUGUGUGUCUCUCAGGGUCAUUUCACACCGACAUGAAGAAGAGGACGGGAAGGAGGUCAAAGUCUGGAUCUGAGGACUGUGAGUGAUCUGAACAAACCCCCCUGAGUCUGAACGGAUCACCGAUCUGAUAUCAAAGUUUUACUGGAACAAAUGAAAAUAACUAAUAAUAAUAAUGAUAAUGAUAAUAACUUUAUUUUUAUAGUGCUUUUAUGAACAGAAGUUUACAAAGUGCUUUGACACAUAGUCAUACAAAGACAGAUAAAAACAAAAAGCUCAGUAAAAAUGGAAUUAAAGACUAUUUUUAUAAGACAAAACAAGAACCUACAACAUAAACUGAGACCAUGAGGACCGAAAUAAAAACAUGAAAUAGGAAAGAAAAAGGAAAAAGCCGAGCUGCUGCUGCAUCUGAACUGAAUUUUAUUGGGGUUUUUUUUCCUGCUCAUUUUUGUUCUUCCAUUUUAUCAUUAUAAUUACCAUCAUAUUUAUUUUAUUGUGAUUAUAUUAUCAUUAUUAAUAUUGUCGUUUAAUAUUUACUAUCCUGUUUCUCCUUUUAUUACGUUUCUUUUUCUUUCCUAUUUGAUGUUUUUAUUUCGGUCCUCAUGGUCUCAGUUCAUGUUGUCGAGUUCUUGUUUUGUCUGAGUUUCUUAUGACAAAUGAAAUUGUUCUUCACUCCAGAGGUUUUUAACUGAGCUUUUGUUUUAUUAUUUUAUUUUAUUUCCAUGUGCUGAUGAUCUGUGCUUUACGACUCUUUGUCAAAGCACUUUGUAAACUGAUGUUUUUAAAAGUGAUAUAAAAAUAAAGUGAUUGUUAUCUUUGUCGUCGUUGUUGUUGUUGUUGUGUAGGCUGUGCUCUCUGCGGUCUCAGGGAUGAUGAUCCGGCCAUGUUUGGAGAAAAAGUCACUCUGAAAGAGCACAAGCUCUCCGUUCAUUACUUCUGUUUGGUGAGUCUAAAAGUUCUGGAAUCGUGUUCUGAGGAUCCUGAACUUUGAGUUUUCUUCUAGAUUUAUAAAUCUUUGUAGAUGUCUUCAUCUGUAAGGAGGUUUAUUCCUCUGAAGGAGGAUAUUUUCUGUAAUCCUCUGCAUGUUUCUGCUUCAGCUGACGUCUUGUGGAGUUUACCAGCGAGGAGAGGAGACCGAGGGCGUCUUUGGGUUCCUGAUCGAGGACAUCAAACAGGAGAUCCGCCGCUCGUCUCGUCUGGUCAGACAUUUAGAUUCACUCUUAGUCCAAAUCUGUGUUCACGCUCUUUAAACUCAACAUUUCUACCCUCGGUUUACUCUGUGUGCGUUCCUCUUGUGUGUGUAUUGACUGCGUUGAUAUUGUGUGUGUUUUCAGACAUGCUGCUGCUGUAAGAAGAAGGGGGCGUGUGUCGGCUGUGUCGUCCGUAGCUGCAGGAAGAAGUUCCACUUCUCCUGUGGGAGGAAACACCAGUUCAUCUCUCAGUUUAUGGGACUCUUCCCGUGAGUGACCCACCUCACACACGGACCCCAAGGAGGUCUACAGACACAUCAUCUUCAUCGUGGUUUCCUGUUUGUGUGCAGGUCUUUCUGUCCGGACCACAGUCCCUCUCAGUCUCUGUGUGUGGACCCAGACCUCAGUCUGCCUCAGUCCUGCUCCAUCUGUCUGGACUCCAUCGAGCCCGUCCUCGGCUUCUCCGUCCUCAAAUGUCCUUCCUGUCACACCAGCUGGUUCCACCGAGACUGUGUCCAGGUAUCAUCAUCACAACAACAACGACACUCAGCUGUCGAUCAUGGAGUCGAUUGAUUGUUGGAUUAUUGAUGAUCUGUUUGUUUGUGUGUCAGCGUCAGGCCCACAGCGCCGGCCUCUUCUUCUUCAGAUGUACUCUGUGUAACAACAAGGAGGACUUCCAGGAGGAGAUGCUGAGGAUGGGGGUCUUCAUCCCUGAGCGGUAACACACACACACACACACACACACACACACACACACACACACACACACACCCGUGACCUUCAGGAGCUUCUCCAUCAGAGACCAAAAGUCACGUCUGUGUUUUUGUUUGAUCUGCAGAGAUGCAUCCUGGGAGUUGGAGGCUGGCGCGUUCUCAGAGCUGCUGGAGGUUUACAGACGCUGCGACGCCCUCACCUGUCUGUGUGUGGACGGGCGCUCGCACUCCGCAGAGUCUGGGUAAUUUGACCCUUUAUUGAAGACGUUACACGCUCACUCCUCCGCCUCCUCAUGGUUGUUUUUGACGCCGCUGCGUGUCGGUUUUCUUCAGGUGGUUCCAGGUGAUCCGCUGCCGGCUGUGUGGAUCCAGAGGGACUCACAGGAAGUGUUCUGGACUGAGGUUGGGUACCAGACACUGGUCCUGCAGCGACUGCACGCCGACGUCCGACGGGAUAGGUCUGAGACUCUUAAAGGACCCGAGACUCAAAAUUCAGAGAUGUCCACGGUGAGAGAAAACUGAGAUUAACGUGUCUGCUCCCGUCCUGCAGCCUCCCUGGUUUCGUCUCCUCAGAGGCGGAGUCUGCCGUCCAAACGCCGCUCGUCUCCCAUCCACUCCUCCAUCAGCUGUAAGAGGUAAACAAAACAAACACACCUUCUGUCUUUUGUCUGAUUUUAAGACAAAGACAUUAAAUCUGUCUUUCUCCGUCCGUCUCAAAGACCAUCUCUGCCUGUCGGGUGUGGGUCACCUGAGGACCUCCUGCAGGUUCUGGCCCCUCAGCUCAGUCCGGUCACGGUUCAGGUGGAGGUGGACGGGGACCAGGUUUUGUCUGCAGGUGUGGAGCUGGUGAGGAGGGCGGACUUUGACCCCACACACACUUUGUCCAUCAGGUGAGACGAGGACGAACACACACUGGGGGGGUGGGGUUUUUCUUUAUCCUCCAAUCAGAAAGGGCGACCACAGAUCUCUCUGUUUGACUCCGCCCAGCUUUAAAGAUGGCGAGCAGACCGCGUUUCCCAGCAGCCUCCGGGAGAACAACACAGCCAGGCACUAUUUCCUGAAGGUGCUGAUGCAGCAGAUCCAGGACUGCGGGGUGUUUGAGGGACCAGAGGGAUCCAAGAACCUGGCGCUAGACUCCCAAGGUAGUUUUGAAUCCCUGCCUGUUGCUCCCCGUCCCGAACCUUGUCCUUGUUUCUGAGAGAACACAUCUAUGUCCUCCUCCCACCAAACUUCAUUCACAAAAACAAUCAUUUUGUCUCUUAAACCUGUUGAUGUUUUUCUGCACAGACCUGACAACUAACUCCAUUCCUGUGAGACUUUAAGUCUUUUGAACAUCAAGUUUUCCUUCAGCCUGAUAUUCCUGUGAUUAACCCUUAUGUAACGGUGUGGCUAAAAAGAGCCACUAGGGACAGAAUUUAGCCACCAAUUUCCACCUAACUUUUUUUUUACUGCACCAAAUGGGAUGAUUUUUUUUGUGGAUGCUUAUAUUGAUGGACACUUUGAAAAUAUUACUUCAAAAUUUUCACCAGGUCAAAAAUAGGCGCUCGGCAAAUUUUACACCCUUAGGUAACGCUCAGUGGCUAAAAAAAGCAUAUUGGAUUCAUAUUUUUUCCAGAUUUUUUUUCAUAUAUCUCUUAAUUAACUUCUGCUCUAUUCAAAAAUAGUAAAUUUUUCAUGUAAAAAUUUUUUUUUAACCCUUUGAGGGUCCAUUCAAAGCAUAAUGUCACUGAUAUGUUAGAAAAAUACACAAAAAUGGCCUAUUUUCAUCAUAAAACAUUAGAAACAGGUGAUUUUUUUACAUGUUGCAUAGUCUUGGCCUUGUGAAGGAUUAGGAACCUCAGAAACUAUGAUGAAUUUUUGUGUAAUGUCUGAUUUUCAUAGAAACUUUCAGAAAACCCUCAUAAAAACACUUGCACUAUUCAUGUCUUUUCGAUACUCGCAUUUUCUUUGCCUUUGCCAUUUUUUUUAGCCACUGAGCGUUACCAAAGGGUGUAAAUUGCGACGGUUACACAAGGGUUAAAAAACUGUAGAAGAGGCAGCAGAAGAUCAGCAGCUCCUUCAACUCCUCCAUUCCUUAAAUCGGUUGUUUUGUGAAUGGGGUUUGGUGGCUUUAAGGAGACAUGUGCAACAAUUCAAUUCAAAUGGACAAGUCUAUGUCUGCAGGAACAUUUUUUUAAUUUUGUGUGUGUGUGUGUGUGUGUGUGUGUGUGUGUGUGUGUUUACACAGCUCUGCGUGACGACCUGUACUUCGACGUGGGCUGCCUGCUCGCCCUCGCUCUGGCUCACGGCGGUCCUCCUGUCGGCUUCUUCUCUCCCGCCCUCUACCAGUGUCUGUUCAACCACCCCCCCAACCUCCCGCUCACCCUCUCACACAUGACCCCCGACACGCACUUCACCCGCCAAGUCAGCCGGGUGAGUAAAAACGCCCCACAUGAGCGUCUCUUUCUGAGUGAGCGAGUGACUGAUUGGCUGGUUUCAGAUGGCGGAGGCGGAGUCUCUAGACGAGCUGAGGGAAGUGAUGGCGGAGAGCUGGGAGUACCUGGAGCUGGCCGGAUGCAACCGACCAAUCAGCCGCCUGGAGGAGAGGGAGGCUCUGGUGGAGGAUCUGGUCAACUUCACCAUGAUCAGCAGGAUGCAGGUCCCACUGCAGAGGUAGAGACCCUGCUCAGAUCUUCAUGUUCACGGUCUGAGUCUCCGGUCUUCUAACAGCUGGUUUGUUUCCUCCAGGUUCAGGGAGGGUCUGCAGACUUUAGGCGUCUUUGAUCAGGUGACUUUGACCUCCUCCCUUCACUGUAGAACCUCACCAGCAGAUGUUUGACCUCCUCUAAACCUCCCCUCCUCUCUGAUCCAGGUGCAGCUCUUCCCCUCCGUGUUUCUCGGGGUUUUCUGCGAGGCGACGGUCCAGCUCACGGCUCAGACUCUGGGUCAGCUGUUCACCGUCACCUUUUCCACCCAGGAGGAGAAACUGAACAUGGAGACCCCCGUCAGCUCCUUCUGGAGCCGCUUCCUGCUGGAGUGUGAAGGUACGACCUCCUGAGCCGAGUCAGAAGAUCCAAAAACACCUGAACAGGUUUUUAAAAUCUGCAAAAAAGAGACGCACGAAAUUUAACUUUGGAUUUGCUUCCUCCUCUCCUCUCCUCUCCUCUCCUCUCCUCUCCUCUACUUUCCUCUCCUCUCCUUGUCUCCUCUCCUCACCUUUCUUAUACCCCUUUCUCCUCUCCUUCCUUGUCCCUUCUCCUGUCAUCUCCUCUCCUCUGCUCUACUUUCUUCUUCUCUCCUCUCCUCUUCUCUUCUUCCUCCCAUCCCCUUUUGCUUCCUUGUCUUCUCUCCUUUCCUUGUCUCCUCUCCUGUCCUUUUCUCUCCUCUCCUCUCCUCUCCUUGUCUCCUCUCCUCUCCUUUUCUCUCCUCUCCUCUCCUAUCCUUGUCUCCUCUCCUUUUCUCUCCUCUCCUUUCCUCUCCUUGUCUCCUCUCCUCUCCUUUUCUCUCCUCUCCUCUCCUCUCCUCUCCUUUUCUCUCCUCUCCUUGUCUCCUCUCCUCUCCUCUCCUUUUCUCUCCUCUCCUCUCCUCUCCUCUCCUUUUCUCUCCUCUCCUCUCCUUGUCUCCUCUCCUCUCCUCUCCUUUUCUCUCCUCUCCUUGUCUCCUCUCCUCUCCUCUCCUUUUCUCUCCUCUCCUUGUCUCCUCUCCUCUCCUCUCCUUUUCUCUCCUCUCCUCUCCUCUCCUUUUCUCUCCUCUCCUUGUCUCCUCUCCUCUCCUUUUCUCUCCUCUCCUCUCCUCUCCUCUCCUUUUCUCUCCUCUCCUUGUCUCCUCUCCUCUCCUCUCCUCUCCUCUCCUCUCCUUUUCUCUCCUCUCCUCUCCUCUCCUCACCUUUUCUCUCUCUCCUGUCCUCUCCUCUCCUCUCCUUGUCUCCUCUCCUCACCUUUCCUCUUCUCUCCUUUUCUCUCCUCUCCUCUCCUUGUCUCCUCUCCUCUCCUCUCCUCUCCUCUCCUUGUCUCCUCUCCUUUUCUCUCCUCUCCUCUCCUCUCCUUUCCUCUCCUCUCCUCUCCUCUCCUCUCCUCUUCCUCUCUCUCCUGUCCUCUCCUCUCCUCUCCUUGUCUCCUCUCCUCACCUUUCCUCUUCUCUCCUUUUCUCUCCUCUCCUUUCCUCUCCUCUCCUCUCCUCUCCUCUUCUUCCCUCUCCUCUCCUCUCCUCUCCUCUUCCCUUGUUUCCUCUCCUCAGUCGGUAGGACCUCCAUCUCUCUACAGGACCUCCUCCAUUUCGCCACAGGAUCCGAGGAGCUCCCAGCAGCCGGCCUCCUCCCUCCUCCGUCCAUCUCCUUCCUCCACCCUGUCUCCGCCUCCUCACCCCCAACAGAGACGAAGGAGACUCCGACACAAAGAAGAAGAAAGCAGCAGCAGAAGAAGAAGAAGAAGACUCUCAGAGUGGAGAAGGAGGCGUGGAGGGACGGCGGGUUCUUCCCUCAGAGCAAGCCCAGCUCCAGACUCCUCCUCCUGCCCGUCGUCUCCUCCUAUCAGACCUUCAAGAGCGCCAUGGAGCAGGCGGUCAGCCACCACGUUCACCUCCUCCCUACGGAGAGCUAGAGGAGGCGAGGAGCUCAGAAAUACGAACAUUAACACCUUUUUUACUUUGGGGUUUUUUUUAUGGUCAGCGGACUCUUUUAAGCUCCGCCCCCUUUGGUUACAGGACUGAUUAUGAUGCAGGUCCUUGAAAAGUUUGUUUUUGAGGUUUUGAAACGCCUGGAAAAGUUUUUUUUUUAAAGUCAAACUUCAGUUAUUAUACAGAAAUAUUUCUAUUUUCUAUCCAAUCAGGUUUGAGCGUGAACCGUUCUCUCUGAUGUUUUAUAGUUUAGUAAAAAAAAAAAGGUGCUGUCUGUAUAAACGUGUCUUAAAGCUGCUCUGCAUGUUGUACAAAGUCGUUCUGAACAGAUGAGGUUUCCUGUUUGAAGAGUUUGGACUCCUCAGUUUUAUCCUGGAGAGGGUUUGAAGAGCUCUCAGAUUCAGUCCGUUAAGUUACCCACAGUCAGGUCUCAUGAUCAGUUUUCUGUUUUUACACCAAAAUACCGUCUCAGUCUUCUGUUAGUUUCUGUGUUACUCAAAAGAAAGAAGGUGUCUUUUUCAAACAUGUUUUUAUUUUGAACUUAUCCUCCUGUUAUACCGUCAGAAACACUCCUGAUUACAGCAUUAAUGAUGAGUUUGAUCUUUAUUCCUGUCUAUCAGAUUUCUAAAUCUCUUCAAACCUGUUUUCAUUUUGUCCUUAUUUAUCUGCUCCUCCUGUUUGGUGCUGUGAGGUCAGUCCUCUUUGGUGGAUUAUAAACACUGAGACAAAAACAAACUCUUCUGUCACCUGCUGUCUUUUACCUUUAAAGCACUAAUCUUUGAUAUUUCAGAGCACAUGAAGGGAACAACAUGAGGACGACAACUACCGAAGUUUCGUAUACAAGAAAUAUCAAAUAGCUAAUAAAUAUCACAUUAAAGUUUGGGUAGUCAGGAUCUGAGUUAGUGCCAGUUCCCCUCAGCUCCUCCUCUCCCCUC
Xyrichtys novacula (pearly razorfish) is the source of this 7943-nucleotide messenger RNA. Lineage: Eukaryota; Metazoa; Chordata; Actinopteri; Labriformes; Labridae. The record is from the annotation of a GenBank genome assembly.